GGCUGUGGGGAUGACAGAAAAAGAGCAAAAGAAUGGAGUGUUUUUUAUGUACACUGCUGCUGUUGCAAAGCUUUGUGUUUGUGGUACAGCAGCAGGUAAAUGGAGGACUCGCUGACAAUGAGAUCCAGCAACAGCUCAUCAAUGAGGACAGAAGACCAAAUCUGAUAGCUGAUGCUUCAACUGACAGCCAACAAUACUGCCAUGUGUGCUUCUCUGACAUUCAUGCAACACUGAGAGAGCUGACCACCACCGUUACAGAGCAGAAAGCCAACAUCAGAGUCUUAGAGACGCAACUGAGGGAACAACAGAUGUUUAUCCUGGAAGAACUGAACAAAAAGAAUGAUGAAAUGUCAAAUCUUACUUGGAGUCAAGUGGAGGAGUUGAAAAAGGAAAAUAGAGACAGAGAGAUAGCGUUUUCAGCUUCACUAUUGCAACGUGGAAACAGUGGAAAUGUCGGUCCUUUUACUACUGAUAUCACACUGACCUACAGGAACGUCUUCACAAACAUAGGAAAUGCCUACAACCCAAUUACAGGUAUUUUCACAGCACCACUGAAAGGAGCGUACAUGUUCAGAAUCUCUGUCUAUGGUAAUACUGCUCUAUCAAAUCCAUCAACCAUUUACCUUAUGAAGAAUGGAGAGCAUGUGGUUGUAGCACAUGGAGAUCAGGCUCAGGGUGUCUUAAACUCCUCGAAUGGAGCUGUGUUGAUUCUGGAGGUUGGAGAUGUCGUCUAUGUGAGUCUUCGGUCUGGCAGGAGAAUAUAUGAUGAUGACAAUGACCACAGCACAUUCAGCGGUUACCUGCUGUUUCCCUUAAGAGAACAGGAGCUUUGCAGAAUGUGAUUACAAUUAUUCUGAACCUCUGGCUUUAAAAGACAAAUAUCAUGAAGAAUCAUUAACAUGAAUCUGUAUUAAUGCGAAGUGAUGUGUUGUUGAUGAUGUUUACACAAGAAUCUAUUGCAAAUUUCAGUGUAAUACAUUUAUACUCUAGUUCUAAGCUGUCUAUACAUGCAAUUUUGUCAGAAAAGUUAAGUUGGCCUUAAUCUUUUGACAUAUAAGAGGUCUUUGUACCAUUAAAGCAUUCUGAAAAUGUCAUAGCUUAAAUGGGUCAUAUGAUGUUCCUAAAAAUAAUAUUAUUUGGUGUA
This is a messenger RNA of Carassius carassius (crucian carp), 1144 nucleotides long. Its product is annotated as complement C1q-like protein 4. NCBI's taxonomy places the organism in Eukaryota, Metazoa, Chordata, Actinopteri, Cypriniformes, Cyprinidae. The transcript has 4 exons. The record is from RefSeq and is a predicted model, not a curated record. Bases 33 to 842 code for a protein of 269 amino acids. Gene Ontology annotation, molecular function: protein binding.